AUGACAUGGUUCGCAAGAGCUCCAAGCUUGGCCGUGACCGUGUCCUCAUACUUGAAGCCACCUGCUGGGAGAAAAGCGAAACGGAUCAUUCAGAUUUUCUUGACUGAUCACUUCCCGUCGCAAGCAGAUAAAAUCGCCAGCGAUUUCAAGUCCAACCUCAUCAGUAUAGUUGAGCUCCAUAUUGACAAAGGAGAAUACAAAGUGCAAUAUCGAGCUGAAGGCGAGGAUGAAGCACAAUCAAAUGCGACACCAUGUCUCGUACGCAUACAGUACACCGGCGCUCUGACGGUCUGUGAGCUCACGAGAGAGCUCAUAUCGGCUAGUCUUGGCGGCCUUUUUGGAUCCAAAGAAGAGAUCCUCCAAGCCCUGAACAUUGUCAUGGGUAUCAUGCUGAGGCUGAUGCGUGCGUUGCCUCAAUCGGAACAAGUCGGCACUUCAGCCUAA
Messenger RNA from Metarhizium robertsii ARSEF 23, 444 nucleotides. RefSeq lists its product as uncharacterized. The transcript has a single exon. The record is from RefSeq and is a predicted model, not a curated record. Lineage: Eukaryota; Fungi; Ascomycota; Sordariomycetes; Hypocreales; Clavicipitaceae. The coding region runs from base 1 to 444 and encodes 147 amino acids.